Labeo rohita (rohu) is the source of this 2517-nucleotide messenger RNA. It is a transcript of the gene msrab, whose product is annotated as methionine sulfoxide reductase Ab. Gene Ontology annotation, biological process: cellular response to oxidative stress. The transcript has 6 exons. Lineage: Eukaryota; Metazoa; Chordata; Actinopteri; Cypriniformes; Cyprinidae. Gene Ontology annotation, cellular component: cytoplasm. The record is from RefSeq and is a predicted model, not a curated record. Bases 1 to 801 code for a protein of 266 amino acids. Gene Ontology annotation, molecular function: peptide-methionine (S)-S-oxide reductase activity.
AUGAGGUGGGCGAGGCCGUUCCCUCACUCCUCCUCCAGCUCCAUGGCGCCAUGUUUAUUUCUGCAAGCGGGAGCGCACACGGUCAUCAUCAUCAUCCUCCUCCUCAUCAUCGUCCUGCAGCUCGGUCUGCGCGUGACAGUCGCUCAGCUCAAUAUGGCAAACAAGAGCGUUUUGCCCACCAAAGAGCGCUCUCUCAAGGGCAGGGAGGAGAAAAUGGUCGUGGCAGCAAAGCACGCAGCAAAUGGGAACCCCACAAUGGAGCCUUUUCCUGAUGGCAUGGAGAUGAUCAUGUUUGGUAUGGGCUGUUUUUGGGGAGCAGAGAGGCGCUUCUGGAGGAUUCCUGGUGUGUUCUCUACACAAGUGGGUUAUGCUGGGGGCUUCACACCUAAUCCUACCUACCAUGAAGUGUGUUCAGGUUUAACAGGGCACUCGGAAGUAGUGCGAGUGGUCUUCUCUCCUAAAGACGUCAGCUUAGAGAAACUUCUCAAAGUCUUCUGGGAAAGCCAUAACCCCACUCAAGGAAUGGCACAGGGGAAUGAUCAUGGCACGCAAUAUCGUUCUGCCAUCUACACCUACAGCCCUGAACAGCAAGAGCUGGCCAUGAGAAGCAAGCAUAUGUACCAGGAGGCCCUGACUAAGAAAGGCCUGGGUGAGAUUACCACAGAGAUCCGAGAGCACACUGAAUUUUACUAUGCUGAAGACUAUCACCAGCAAUACCUGCACAAGGUGCCUAAAGGAUACUGUGGGUUAAAGGGCACCGGUGUUACAUGCUCUAUUGGAGCAGAGAAAGACGAACUCUGACUCAGGGCACACAGACAUUGUCUAUUUUAAAGAGAUAGUUCACCCAAAAAUGAGCUUUAUGUCAUUGUUUAUUCCCCUCAUGUUGUUCCAAACCUGUAUGACUUUACUUCUAAGAAUUUCUUUCUGAUAUUCUUCUGCAUAUCAUCAUUAAUUACCCUUAUAUCACGUCACCCUACCGCCAUUUUGGAGAGUACCACAACUUGAUUGUUGAAUAAAGUUGUAAUUUUAUUUUUUUUGCGAAACAGAAAGUAUUCUCGUAGCUUUAUAAAAUUACGGUUGAACUACUGAUGUCACAUGGACUAUUUUGUUGAUGUUCUUGGUACCUUUCUGGACCUUGAACGCGGUAGGACCCGUGCUGUCUGUGGAGGGUCAGAAAACUCUCAGAUUUCACCAAAAAUAUCUUAAUUUGUGUUCUGAAGACAAAUGAAGGUCUUAUGGGUUUGGAACAACAUGAGGGUGAGUAAAUCAUUUUUGGGUGAACUCUUUUUACUUAAAAUGAAAACCAUCACAAAGCAUUUUCAUUACUUGAAAUAAAAUUAACUGUACUUAAAUAAAAUAGUAAAAAAAAAAAAAAUUACAUUUUAUUUCAGGUAGGGUUUUUUUUGUUAAACUUGAAGUACUGAAAUAACUGAAAAUAAAUAAUAUAAUUUUAACAAAAUUCAAAAAGAAUAAAAACUAAGAUGACAAAAACGCAUAAAAUUUGUUGCAACUUUAAGAAUAAAAUUAAAACAAUAUAAAAAUAAAUCUAAUUUUAAAUCCAAUUCAAAAUAUUAGCAAAAAUAUAAUAGAAUGUCAGUUAUAUUAAAGUAGUUCUGCUGUAGUGCACCAAAGAAAAUGCUCUUUUUCAUACAAUUACAAUAAAUGUGGACUGUAGCUUUUGAGCUUUAAAGGGAUAGUUCACCCAAAAAUGAAAAUUCUGUCAUUAAUUACUCACCCCCACGCCUAAGACCUUUAACACAAAUUAAGAUAUUUUUGAUGAAAUCUGAGAGUUUUCUUACCCUCCAUAGACAGCAAGGGUCCUACCACAUUCAAAGUCCAAAGGUACCAAAAACACUGACAAAACAGUCCAUUUGACAUCAGUGGUUCAACUGCAAUUUUAUGAAGCUACAAGUAUACUUUUUGAAUAUUUUGUCGAUGUUCUUGGUAUCUUUCUGAAUCUUGAGCUUGGUAGUAUCCUCGUUGUCUAUGGAGGGUCAGAGAGCUCUUGGAUUUUAUCAAAAAUAUCUUUAUUUGUGUUCCGAAGACAAAUGAAGGUCUUACUUGUUUGCCAUGACACGAGGGUGAGUAAUUAAUGACAGAAUUUUCAUUUUUGGAUGAACUAUACCUUAACAAAGGAGGACCCUGUUUCUUACCCAAACAAUUUGCACAGUUUGACGUGAUCUGAGCUAACUUUGCGAUCGUUGAUUUAGUCACCAUUUUGGACGUACUUCCAGGUCAUAGUAUCUACAAUUCUGUAGUACAGUGACUAUCCACUCUGGUGCGUUGGCUGACAGCCACAAAUAUACCUCAAAACACUAGAUUGAUUUGCGCUGAGGAGCUGUCCUGAUGCACAAACAUCGUAAAGAAGGUAAUUCCGCAAAUAACUGCAAUUCCAGGAUUUAAACAGAGAUGGUGACAAAGAGGCAAAAUUUACUUACUGCAGCUUUAAAAGAACACUCCACUUUUUUUGAAAAUAGGCUCAUUGUCCAACUCCCCUAGAGUUCAGCCGAUCUCCGG